GACAGAGAGAGAGAAAGAGCCUGAAGAAAGGGAGCAGAGGAGACAUCAGACGAGAGGAGGCGAAGGCUGACACACAGACCAAAUCCCACAAGAAAAAUGCCCAAUUUUGCAGGCACCUGGAAAAUGAAAAGCAGCGAGAAUUUUGACGAGUUGCUCAAAGCCCUGGGCGUGAACGCCAUGCUGAGGAAGGUAGCAGUGACUGCUGCAUCCAAACCCCAUGUGGAGAUCAGGCAGAACGGUGAACACUUCUACAUCAAGACCUCUACCACGGUCCGCACCACGGAGAUCAACUUCCUCAUUGGUGAGGAGUUUAAUGAGGAAACGGUGGACGGCAGAAAGUGUAAGAGUUUGGCCACCUGGGAAACAGAAAACAAGAUUUACUGCAAACAGACUCUACUGAGUGGGAACGGCCCCAAGACCUUCUGGAGCCGAGAACUCAGAGGGGAUGAACUCAUACUGACUUUUGGAGCUGAUGAUGUGGUUUGCACAAGGAUCUACAUGCGCGCAUAGCCGGAGUCCAUGUCCAACAAAUAAUCAGUCAGUGUUUCAACUGUCAGUGAGAAAUUUCACAUAAAAAAAUCAGUUCUGACAUUCAGUGUUUUACAGCUUUAUGAAAAUCAGUUUCAGUUGCAUUAUACACCCCCACCCCCAACUUUUUGUAUAUAAUUUUUUUCUUGCAUUGGAAUUAAAUGAUCAAAAUAUGA
Messenger RNA from Toxotes jaculatrix (banded archerfish), 704 nucleotides. Its product is annotated as cellular retinoic acid-binding protein 1. The record is from RefSeq and is a predicted model, not a curated record. The coding region runs from base 97 to 510 and encodes 137 amino acids. Gene Ontology annotation, cellular component: nucleus; cytosol. Gene Ontology annotation, molecular function: fatty acid binding. Lineage: Eukaryota; Metazoa; Chordata; Actinopteri; Toxotidae. Gene Ontology annotation, biological process: fatty acid transport. The transcript is spliced from 4 exons.